AUGGUGACCUCCACGGAGGUCACCACCGGACCACGCAAGGCGUCUGUUUGGGCAGACGCUUCCCGGGUCAGCCCUCUUGUACUAGCCCGGGAGGUGGCCGCGGCAAUCCCGAAGCUAGAACCACGGCAGGCAAGAGAAGUGAAAGAUGUGAUCACUCAGCCCCCGCCAGGAAAUAAGUACGCAACAUUAAAGAAGGCNUUAAUACAACGUCUAACCGACUCACACGAGCAACGAAUGCGGCAACUACUGGAGCAAGAGGAACUAGGAGAUAGGAAGCCAUCACAGUUUCUACGACAUCUUACGACCCUCGCAGGAACAACAGUAUCGGACAAGUUACUACGAACAUUAUGGCUCGGGCGCCUUCNGCCACAGGUCCAAGCCAUCCUGGCAACAAGAGCCGAGGACGACUUAAGCAGUGUCGCCGAACAAGCAGAUCGCAUCCAUGAGAUCAAUAGCAGAGCAGUCGUACUGGCGACCACACCGCAUGCAGCAGCAGCAGUAACAACACAAGGAACAACGGCAGAUCAGAUCGAGGCCUUGACAAAACAGGUCGCAGCACUGACAAACCAAAUGGCCAAACUCAUGAAGCAGGGNAGAUCCCGAUUAAGGAGCCGUUCCCGGAGCAGAGCCAGGAAAAACGCAGGGGAAGAGAAAGACAUNUGCUACUAUCACCGNAGAUUCGGAGAAGAAGCCCGCAGAUGUGNACAACCUUGCGCAUAUANAACAAAAAACGAAGAGGCCAGUCAUUAA
Molecule: messenger RNA, 750 nt
Organism: Pseudomyrmex gracilis
Lineage: Eukaryota; Metazoa; Arthropoda; Insecta; Hymenoptera; Formicidae
Exons: 2
Coding region: 1-750 (249 amino acids)
Source: RefSeq, a predicted model, not a curated record